AUGGCAUGCUCCUUCCCUGUCUUCUUAAGCACAGAUGAAUCGAUGGCGGAGCCAACAAUGACUACAAGGAUUAGCUUGGUUCUAUUAAGAAGUGAAAAAAGAGUAAUCUUUUUUAUGGUGCGUCUUCUGCUUUUUCUUAUUUUAAAAAUCAAUCAUGUUCUUCUGAUUUUGGUAAAUGGAUGUAAGAGUGAAUCUCCAGCAGCAAUAGCUAAUCGAUGGGUUUCUUUUCUUCCUGUUUCAGUGGUUGAUUCAUCAUUUUUGUUUUUGUUUUGGUUUACUUUCCUAGCCGCCUUUUCUGCCUAA
Molecule: messenger RNA, 303 nt
Organism: Oldenlandia corymbosa var. corymbosa
Lineage: Eukaryota; Viridiplantae; Streptophyta; Magnoliopsida; Gentianales; Rubiaceae
Source: the annotation of a GenBank genome assembly